AUGGGUCAAAAUACACUAUCCACAGAGGAGAAGCUUAACCUCAUUACGAGGAGGCAAUCAUUCCUGGAAGCUGCCGAUGCAGAAUCUCUGAAACGGUUGCUGGAAGAAAAGCCCAAGCUCAAGUUGGCAUGGGAAACCACACCUACAGGCAAGCCUCAUGUUGGGUACCUCGUGCCAAUUGCGAAGCUGCUUGACUUCCUCAGAGCUGGCCUUGAUGUGACUGUGUACUACCUUGAUGUUUACGGUUUUCUUGUGAAUUACAUACAUUCCAUGGAGACAGUGGCAUAUCGACAACAAUAUUACCACUUCCUGAUCACUGCUAUCCUGAAGACGCUUGGUGUAUCACCAUCCCAGAUAAACUUUGUGGCGGAGUCCAGCAUUGCCUAUGAAAAGGACUUUGUGGUUGAUGUCCAAAGGCUCUGCGCCAUAAUGACGCAAAAUGAUGCGCGAGACACCUCAAACGAAGUAGCAGAGACAGAAAAAAUAAGCCCCCUGCUCUGCUCCAUCCACCAGUCGCUCUCGGAGCCGUAUCUAGAUCUGGACAUACAAUAUGGUGGCGAGGAUCAGACGGGCCUCUUCAAGCACGCAAAUAAGUUCAUCCCUAUGCUCGGGUACCGCCACCGGGAGCAUCUGAUGAAUACCAUGCCGGCGGAGACGAAGAUCGAGUUUCUGGACGGCCCCGAGACAGUUCGCGACAAGAUAUUCCGGGCAGCGUGUCCCGGACGACAAGUGACUGGAAACGGAGUCCUAGGGCUGCUUCGAGACGUUUUGAUUCCCAUCAGUGAGCAGCGCGUGGAGAGAUUGCUAGGAAAGACAGGCUUGAACGUACACGAGAACAACGGUUCCGAACUGGACCAGCACCCUUUCUGUAGCCCAGGGUCGCCGACCGGCACGCUUUUCACCACCUACGAUGAGAAUGGAGAGGAGCAGAACUUUGCCUCGUAUGAGGCCAUCGAAGCGACGUUCGUCACAGGCCAGCUACAGCCAGAAGAUUUGAGCAGGGCUGUGGCAGAUUCCUUCAACGUUCUAUUAGCUCCAAUCCGAGCCAUGUAUACGGAGAGCGCAGAAUGGCAAAAGUUGGAUAAAUUGGCCUAUGCUUAG
Molecule: messenger RNA, 1101 nt
Organism: Penicillium cosmopolitanum
Lineage: Eukaryota; Fungi; Ascomycota; Eurotiomycetes; Eurotiales; Aspergillaceae
Product: tyrosyl-trna synthetase
Exons: 5
Coding region: 1-1101 (366 amino acids)
Biological process (GO): tyrosyl-tRNA aminoacylation
Molecular function (GO): tyrosine-tRNA ligase activity; ATP binding
Source: RefSeq, a predicted model, not a curated record